Messenger RNA from Capsicum annuum, 1303 nucleotides. RefSeq names its product protein SUPPRESSOR OF QUENCHING 1, chloroplastic-like. Lineage: Eukaryota; Viridiplantae; Streptophyta; Magnoliopsida; Solanales; Solanaceae. The record is from RefSeq and is a predicted model, not a curated record.
CCCGGCCUAAAUCUUAAUUUUAAUCUCAACUAUCCACACCUUCUGAUCAGACGGUCCUUAUCAAUUUCCCUAAAUCAACCGUAUAAGUCAUUUCACUUCACCACCCACCGCCUCCGUUAUCCCUUCCCACCGUCUCCACAAUCGUCACAGCCACCACCUAUUCCACAGGCCAUCGCUGGCCCAAAUACGGAUUGAUUUGCCGCCAUUUAGUCUCCUUUCUUCUCUCCCUUUUAAGAAAAAAAGAUACUUUCUUGAAGUUUAGUUAAUUAAAAAUUGAAUUUUUAUGUGUAAAAAAGUUUUGAUUUUUUGUUUUUGCGUUUGUUGGGCUGUUUGUGGAUGUGGGAUCUGGAGAUUUAUGUUAUAAAGUUUUGAUUUUUAUAGUUUUUUUUUUUUCGAUUUAUAUAGAUUUAUUUGAUAAAGCUCAUGGGGUUUGGUUAUUAGUAUGAAAGAUUGAAUCUUAAAAUCUGAUUUUGAAAUCUUUGUGCUGAAGUUUGUUCGCUGCCAUUUAGUCUCCUUUCUUCUCUCCCGUUUAAGAAAAAAAAGAUACUUUCUUGAAUUUUAGUUAAUUAAAAAUUGAAUUUUUAUGUAAAAAAAGUUUUGAUUUUUGUUUUUGCGUUUGUUGGGAUGUUUGUGGAUGUGGGAUCUGGAGAUUUAUGCUAUAAAGUUUUGAUUUUUAUAGUUUUUUGGUUUUUUUUUUUUCUAUUUAUAUAGAUUUAUGUGAUAAAGCUCAUGUUUAUGAUAAAUAUGUGUUUGGUAUAUUAAGAUGUGUUUUGUCAAUAUUUUGUUGAUUUUUUGUGGGGUUUGGUUAUUAGUAUGAAAGAUUGAAUCUUAAAAUCUGAUUUGAAAUCUUUGUGCUAAAGUUUGUUUGUUUUCAAGAGUUGCGGUCAAGUGAAGUGAAUUGGCUGAUCUUUUUUUUUUUUUUUUUUUUUUUUAUAUUGAGACGUCUUUUGUCAGUAACUCACAUUAUCGCUGUAUUUGGUUAAAGUUUGUAGGCCUCAUGUAAACAGUGCUGUUGUGAGAGCUAAAUUCAACUCCAAUUUGCCACCGAAUCUAUGUUUGUAUGCAAAACCGAAUUCUGGAAUAGUUUCUCUGGUGCCUUUGAACUUGUUUCUCAGGUAUGUAUAACCUGUGAUGCAAUUGGACUAUAUGUUCUUGCUCUUUCUGCUUUUUGUUGUUUUUCAUUAAUUUGGUGAUGUGGUACAACAAGUGUAAAAGCAAUGGUCUCAAAGUUGCUGUUGCAUCUAGUGCUGAUCGGAUUAAAGUUGAUGCAAACUUGGCUGCACCAGGUUUACCAAUAACGAUG